Molecule: messenger RNA, 282 nt
Organism: Miscanthus lutarioriparius
Lineage: Eukaryota; Viridiplantae; Streptophyta; Magnoliopsida; Poales; Poaceae
Source: the annotation of a GenBank genome assembly
AUGUACAUCACCAUUGGCGACGGAGGCAACAGGGAAGGCCUUGCUCUCAAGUUCAUCGAGGACCACAAGUCGGCGCACCUGUCGGAGUUUCGGGAGGCGAGCUUCGGGCACGGCCGGCUGAGGAUCAUCGACGAGACGAGCGCCGUGUGGACGUGGCACCGCAACGACGACGCGUUCGCCACCGUCCGCGACGAGGUCUGGCUGGAGAGCUUGGCCGCCGCUGCAAAACCAGGCCUGGCACCUUCGGCACCACCCACCGGUCGUGACAUUGAUGAGCUCUAG